Molecule: messenger RNA, 2490 nt
Organism: Notothenia coriiceps (black rockcod)
Lineage: Eukaryota; Metazoa; Chordata; Actinopteri; Perciformes; Nototheniidae
Product: mucin-7-like
Exons: 11
Coding region: 16-915 (299 amino acids)
Source: RefSeq, a predicted model, not a curated record
UUGUGCAAUCUUAUUAUGCCAAAUCUAUCUCUCUUUUGCAUAUUAACAACAGCUGCAACCAAAGCACCAACAACAGCAUCACAAGCAGCACCGACAACACCAUCACCAGCACCAACAGCAGCACCAUCAUCAACAGCAUCAACACCAUCACCAGCACCAACAGCAGCACCAUCAUCAACAGCAUCAACAUCAUCAACAGCACCACCAGCAUCAACAGCAGUAGCACCAUCAUCAACAUCACCAGCAGCAUCAACAGCAGUAACACCAGCAUUAACAUCACCAGCAGCAUCAACCCCCCCAGCAACAUCAGCCCUUGUAUCUACCACUGCCCCUAAUGCUACCACCACCAAAAGUCCUGAUGAGACCAAUGUUACGACCCAAGCACAUACGACUGCUACACCUGCAGCAACAUCUACAGACAAGAAGUUGAACGCCAGUUCUGCUGUCCAUUUCAAGGGGAAUGAAACUGGAAAUAACUCUUUGCAACCGAGAUCAGUAAAACCCAACACGACCAUUGUGAAUCCAGGAUCAGAUGAAAGCACUGAAAAACCAAACAAAGGAUCAGAUGAAAGCACUGAAAAACCAAACAAAGUACAAAACACUUUUUCACCUCCUCCAAUGAUUCAAGGACAUCAAAAUGAAACAAGUCAAGAUGCAGGUUCUCAAACUGGCAAAGAUCCUCCUGAAGAACCAGACAAGAGGCUGUGGUGGAUCGUGCUGCCCGUCCUGCUGGUCGCAGCUGCUGCUUUCAUCCUCCUCAAGUUCCAAUGCAAGAAGAUCCACGAUCACACAGAAACUAUUGAUACUGGAACUGAGAACGCAUCUUUCCAGAGCAGGCCGGAAAGCACCAAAGAUGGAGUCAUGCUCCUCGGAGUGAAGUCAUCAGGCGGGGACGAGAAUGCUGCUGCCAGAUAAAAAAGGAGGACAUCAAGAACAGUGUGUGCCUCACACCUGUCGCCCACACAAUGAUGAUCUGAUUUGAUUUCUUUGAAUUUUCUCGUGAUUUUGUGAAAACAUGCAAAAAGUAUGUAUGAUUCUGUAUGCUGAAAUCAGGGUGUGUUGAUACAUUUCAGAGUAAGUGAACCCAUUUUCAAUUACAAUAUAUUUUAUUCAACAAAUCUUUAUAUUGAUAACCUAGGCUAAAUACUGUCAGCCUGUGGAACAGAAAUAAAAGCACCCUUUAUUUCAGUAUACUGUUGACAAAGACAAAGACAGCUGCAGAUCUCUGUCUAUAUGUUUGUCACAAAACACCUUCCUGCACAGUGCACUGACCUCAGAUCAUCAUAUGUUUGAUGUAAUUAAUCUGUUGAUUUCAUCGUUUUAUAAUUACCCUUGUCGCUUAUCACAUAUGUGCCUUGGACUGCUUUGUAGGAUAUCAUGUGUUUUUGUGUCAAUUUCACUAAGCACAGGCUCUUUUUAGGUGCUCAUUUUUGCUUUUCAUUUAUCAGUUAAGAUGUUAAAUAUUUCACCAGUUUUUUCUACUGAAAGCUUUUUAAAGUACACAGCUGUCAGAAGGAUUUGUAUUGAUGGUGAUUUACUUUUUUUUUUAUUAUAUGUAAAUAUAAAGACGGGUUGUAUACAAAGACACUGGAAAUGCUUUUUGGCUGGAAUAUGUUGCUCUCCAUUUACAUUUUCUCAAUAAAUCACAAGAGCAAGGUUUGUAGCUUCCAGAUAUGAAAUGCAAUGCUUUGAAAGUGCAUCCUAUCAUGUUUUCCUGCAGGUAGAGGAUCAAAUAGGGGUAGGCUGCCAGCUUCGUGUCACCAAGUUCCUGUCACUUAAAAGACUUAAGACCCUCCCUCCCAACGCUUCCUAUCUGGAUCUCACCGUUAAUAAGAUACGAUGAACUUGAAUAAGCUUCAGUAUCUUCAGUAGCUGUAUUCUUUGACCUGUAUGUGGCAGAAAAGUGACGGAGCUGCCUCCAUGCAAUUUACAAUCAGAAACCCUUUAAUUGUCCAACAGCGGUGAAAUGUACAUUGUUUCAGCCAAUGACAACGUACGGAUAAAAGGCUUGGACGAUUAAAAGAUAAAAGGAGUAGACAUAUUUAAUAAAGAGGACAGCACAUGUUAAAAAAAGCACAUAGCUACACGUAUAAAUAAGUAGCAGCAUUAUAAAAGUAGUUAAGUUAAUGGAUAAUCAGAUAACUUAACCUUGACUUACAGCAGGGCCCUCGUCUUGACUUUUUUGACUCCCACAGUGACUUGAGACCUGAAUGUUAAGACUUGAGGCUUGUGACUUGGCUCUGCGGACCACCAUUGUCCUUUCAGUGACUUUCCACUAGAGGGGGCCGACAGUCAACACGAAGAGCCUCCAUGUUUCUGCCCCUCUCUCUUGUGGGAGUUGAGUUGAUAGAGGAGUGAGAUGUAGGCAACCGGUGUAAAAAUCUCCCUCUGCUUGAUCUUCAUAACCCAGGGAUAACAGAUAGGCUCUAAACCACAUCUGGACAUGGUGAUUUUUCAUGCAACUAAUUAAAUGCCACGGUAUAAAUUCAA